Molecule: messenger RNA, 1453 nt
Organism: Dipodomys spectabilis (banner-tailed kangaroo rat)
Lineage: Eukaryota; Metazoa; Chordata; Mammalia; Rodentia; Heteromyidae
Gene: Hao2
Product: hydroxyacid oxidase 2
Exons: 8
Coding region: 161-1237 (358 amino acids)
Molecular function (GO): oxidoreductase activity; FMN binding
Source: RefSeq, a predicted model, not a curated record
UUCAACUCUAAGCAAAUAACAGGGUGAGGGAUUCAGUGUCUCACAGGGUGCACAACUCAGUGGCCUUGGUUUCAGGAGCCUGGAUCUGGCACACAUUGGCAGCUCUUCCUACCACAGCAGAGAACACACCGAUCUCACAUUGCUGUCCGAGUGAGUCGGGAUGCCAGGUCCGGAAAUGCCCCUGGUGUGUCUGACUGACUUUCAGGCACAAGCCCGGGAGCAGCUGCCGAAGUCGUCCUGGGAUUUUAUUGAAGGAGCUGCGGAUGAAGGCAUCACCAUGCAAGACAACAUAGCAGCAUUUAAAAAAAUCCGUCUCCGUCCCAGGUACCUGAGAGAUGUGUCAGAGGUGGACACCAGGACCACCAUCCAGGGGGAAGAGAUCAGCGCCCCCAUUUGCAUCUCACCCACAGCCUUCCACUGUAUCGCCUGGCAUGAUGGAGAAGUGAGCACAGCCCGAGCCGCCCAGGCAGCCAACAUCUGCUAUGUCACCAGCACCUACUCCAGCCACACUAUGGAAGACAUUGUGGCUGCUGCUCCCAGAGGACUACGGUGGUUCCAACUCUCUGUGCAAUCAGACUGGCAGCUGAACAGACAGCUGGUCCAGAGGGCAGAAUCUCUAGGCUUCAAAGCUUUGGUGGUCACUGUGGAUAGCCCCAUCCUUGGCAAAAGGCGCCAAGACCUGAGAAACCAAAUACAUUUGAGGGGGAACUUAACGCCAAAGAAUUUCCAAUCUCCUGAUAAGACAAACCCUAAGUCUUCCGCUCUGCUGACGUCCAUGAGCACACGCUUCUGCUGGGAUCAAAUCCUUUGGCUUCAGAAUAUCACUCGACUACCCAUCAUCCUUAAAGGGAUCCUGACAAGAGAGGAUGCGGAGUUAGCAGUGGAGCACAAGGUCCAAGGCAUCUUUGUUUCCAAUCACGGAGGGAGGCAGCUUGAUGAAGUUCCUGCUUCAAUUGACGCCCUGGCAGAAGUGGCAGCCGCUGUCAAAGGGAGAGUGGAAGUAUACCUGGACGGUGGAGUUCGAACUGGCAACGAUGUGUUGAAAGCCCUGGCCCUUGGGGCUAAGUGCAUUUUUCUUGGGAGGCCGAUCCUGUGGGGCCUUGCCUGCAAGGGUGAAAAAGGUGUUGCAGAAGUUUUGAAUAUUUUAAAAGAUGAGUUCCACACGUCUAUGGCCCUUACAGGCUGCCGAUCAGUUGCUGAGAUCAACCGGGACCUGAUUCAGCUCUCCAAGUUGUAAGAAAUCCACAAUAUGAUACAUGAUGCUGGCCUGCUGAACCCCAUCCUAUCAAGAGCACAGUCCCUGCACCCUUCACUCUCUACAUCCUAUGCCAGCCGCUCUCCCAACGCUCGCUGUCCUCAGUGCACCCCUUCUUUCUGGCCUUGCUUCCUUGUGUAUGAUUUGUCUUGCCUAAAGCUCUACUCCAAAAUAAAAGAUCACAAAAAGUUCACAGAA